AUGCCUGCUGCACGGGGCAGCCCGCUGGAUCUUGGCGCAGCCCACCCCUGGUGGAGCAAGGCGCUGAUGCUGACGCAGUUCGGCGUGAUAUCGUUGGUUGCGUUGCUUCUGCAUGGUUGCAGCGUCAGCGGCGAUGAUUCUGCGCUUGCCACGAGCGAGUGUCCAUCCGUUUACGGUGAGGGCAAAACUUAUUGCCCCCAAGGUUACAGCUAUGAGAUCGUGUCGGAGAGUUUCGCGACUACUAUCGCGUACUGCAUCAGGAACACGUCCACCGUCGAAGCUACAAGGGCCGAUACGACUAUCGAUGUAACGGGUGACGAGUAUUACGGUACAGAUACAAUCGACACGAUCGGAUCUGGAACUGCUGGCAAUUGCCAGUGGUGCAGUGCGAAUCAAAUUUCGGCUCCAGAGCAGAACGGGGCUGGUGCUUGCUGGACGCCAUAUUUCGACGCCCAGGCGGAAUGUCCUGAGCAAUACCCUUUUGCAUCUGGUGCAAACAACGCAUGGUGUUCGAAAAGCCAGAAUUUAGGUAUCGUCGACGCUGUUUACUAUCGCGGACUGCUGGGUGGCUCCUGGCAUUGCUGCAAAGAGCAAGACUGGAAUGUGGGUACUUCAUAUUGCGAUAAUCCAUACCUGUGUGAGCAGGGCACGUCGGCAACAGCGGGUACUUUCACAGAGGAGUAUCAGAUGGCGGUUACGUGCGGCAAAGCGCCUUGCGCGACUCAUGGUUUCGUUUGA
Prorocentrum cordatum is the source of this 738-nucleotide messenger RNA. The record is from the annotation of a GenBank genome assembly. Lineage: Eukaryota; Dinophyceae; Prorocentrales; Prorocentraceae.